AUGAGCAACGCUACCUUCCGCGACUCGACCGUCGUUAUCAUCGAGACGAGCCGGACGUCGAUACGAGCUGGCAUUGGCCUCCACGACCUCCUCCGUCUCCCUACCGUCGACAUCCCGGCGCGGGUCGGCCUCAGACGCAACGGCGCAACACAAAAUGGGGACGAUGGUCCCUCGACCUCAAAAGCUCCUACUUCAUCGAAAGUGACCGACUACCUCGUCGGCACUCAAUUGGACGAAGCCCUUGCUGCCGGCCAAGAUAUCGCCAUCUACUGGCCGUUUGCAGAUGGACAAAUUAGCGACUUCACGCAGGCAGAGGCACUAUGGAAACACAUCCUCUUCUACCAGCUCGGCCUCCGCCGCGCACAGAUGGAGUCCCCCGUCAUGCUCUCCAUCGUCACGGGCCUCCCGCGCGACGCGUACGAGCGCAUAUGCCAGAUCUUCUUCGAGCGCUUCAACGUCGCCGGCUUCGCCAUCCUCGACCGCCCCAUGGCACAGCACUUCGCCGUCAUCUCCGGCAUGCAGCUCUCUGGGGUCGUCGUCGACAUCGACCUCGACCACAGCGACGUCACCCCGAUCGCAGACGGGUUCCCCGUGCACGUCGCGCGCACCUCGGUGCCCGUGGGCCUGAACGACUGCGUCGCGUACCUCGCGCACCUGCUGCGCGCGAACACGAGCGUGACGUCCGCGCUGUCGCCAGCGGACGCGCCGCUGGCGCCGGAGCAGCUGCAGGCGGCGCUGCUCGCGCUCGCGCGGCAGGUGUGGGCGGGGGGCCUGGUAAGGGUGCUCGCGGAGGGCGAGGCCGCGCGCGACCUCGAGGACGAGGGCGUGACGGACAUCGCGGCGAUCGUCGUCGCGGGCAAGGAGCGCGCGGUGAUCGAGAGCGGGAUGAAGCGCAAGCAGAACGCGAAGGCGCUGCCCGCGGAGCAGGCGCGCGCGAAGGAGAUGGAGGCGCUCGACUUGGUGACGAUCGAGUUUGGGGGGAAGGAGGUGACGAUUGGGAAGGAGCGCCAUCGGUUCUGCGAGCCGCUGUUUGAUCCCGGCUUGUUGGAGGGCGUGCCGGGCGUGCUGGGGAAGGAGCCGAGGGAUCUGCUGAGGCCGCUGCAGAACGCGGUGGGCGAGGCGGUGAACAAGACGGAUGUGGACCAGCGCAACUACAUCUGGCAGGGCCUGUUCGUGACCGGGGCGAUCACGAACCACAUAAAGGGUCUCGGGCUCGCGCUCUCCGCCCGGGUCUCGCCGUACAUUCUGAGCGCGCCGGAUGUGCUGAACAACGAGGUGCAGCCGCGGGGGGUGAAGACGCUGCGAGUGCCUGACUACUUCGCCGAGUAUCGGGACAAGGGCGACGGGCUGGCGGGCUUCCUCGGGACGAGCAUCGUGGCGAAGCUGUCGUUCAAUGACUCGGGAGGAAAGAGCUUCGUGUCGAAAGCGGACUACGUGAACCGCGGGCCGCGUACUGUACUGGGACAGUCUCCAUCGUUGUUGUGAAUGUAUUGUUUGUAUUUUAUAAGUUAC
Molecule: messenger RNA, 1512 nt
Organism: Trametes versicolor FP-101664 SS1
Lineage: Eukaryota; Fungi; Basidiomycota; Agaricomycetes; Polyporales; Polyporaceae
Product: actin-like ATPase domain-containing protein
Exons: 6
Coding region: 1-1485 (494 amino acids)
Source: RefSeq, a predicted model, not a curated record